AUGGCGGAGCUGCCGCUGCCCGCCGGGCUCAGCGCCAGCACCUUCCCCGCCAAGCUGUGGCGCCUGCUGAACAGCCCCCGCGUCCGCUCCGUGCGCUGGGACAGCCGGGCCCAGGGGCUGCUCAUCGACCGCUGCCUCUUCGAGCGGGAGCUGCUCAGCCCGGGCCACGCCCCCGGGGGCGGUGGCGAUGGGGCGGGGCCGGUGCCGCGCACCUUCCGGGCCACGCGGUUCCGCAGCUUCGUGCGGCAGCUCUACCGCUACGGCUUCCGCAAGGUGCCGGGCUGGCUUGGCGCGGCUGCGCCGGGCGAUGCCGGGGGCUGGCUGCACUACAGCAACCCCUGCUUUCGCCGCGACCGCCCCGACCUCCUGCUCCGCAUCAGGCGCCGGAGCGCGGCCGACAGGCAGCAGCCGGCGGCGGGCCAGGAGGGCCGCAGGCGCCCGCCCUGCGGCUCCCAGCAGCUCCCCGGGGCGCGGCCGCUGCCGGACGGGCGGCACGGGCGCAGUCGCUUCCAGCCGCUGCCCCGGGAGCGGCCGCCGCUGCCGCCCGGGCGCCCGCCCAGCGGCUUCCUCCUGCUGCAGCGGGAGCGGACGCUGCCGGACGGGCGGGAGCUGCGCAGCCCCCGGCCCGGCCGCCUCCAGCAGCGCCCCGGGGAGCGGCCGCUGCUCGCCCGGCGCCCGCCCUGCGGCUUCCACCUGCUGCACAGGGACCGGCCGCUGCCGGCCCGGCGGGAGGGGCCAAGCCGCUUCCAGGAGCUCUACGGGGGGCAGCUGCCUGGCGUCGACUGGGAGGUGCUCAGGCUCCAGCCCUGCAGCUUCCAGCAGCUCCACAGGGAGCAGCAGCCCCCGGCCUAUGACCCACGAGCCACCCUGGGCACUUCAGCGCCCAGCGCUCCACCUGACAGUGCAGGUUGGGCAGCAUCGAUGACCUCCAGCUCAACCCAGAAUGCACCUGAGGAAGAGGGAUGGACACCAGCAGAUCCGGCCUUGCAGUAGAGGAAAUGAUUCGGGAGAUCAGGAGGUCCCUGUCUGAAAGAUCUCCCUCUGCUCAGGGCCAAAGAUGAUUAAGAUUUCUGAAGUUUUACAAAACAGAGCUGCAAAUGUCACAGAAAGCACAGCAAAGAUGAAGGCUUAAUCACCCUGAAAAAACCGUCUCUUGCUGAAGUACCCAUAGAAUCCCAGCUUGAUCCAGACUGCACUGAGAGCACCUUACCCUGUCCAUGAGCCAUCCUGGAAAUACAGAGCAUGCCAGCCCCAAGUCUGGUUCUAGUGCCUGUUCUUAUGCACAAUUGUCUCCAAAAUCUGCAGCAGCACAAGCCAAGAAUUUCAGAAGAGUCACAAGGAGUGAGGAAGGAUUAUGGAAGAGUCUGGGAACUGCUUUCCUCAAGCCUCAAAAGAUUCAGUAUCCAACCUUUUUUUUUGUGCUGGGUAAUACUGGUCUGGCUUCCUUGCAGCUUCCCUGCUUCUCAUUUUAUGAGGCACUUGGCAGUUGUGUGAAUUAUCUCUUUAUUUUUGCAGUUUUGGUGUGUACUUAGCAAAAUUAGAUGGCCAUUAAGUUUAUAACACCACAAUAUACUUAGUCUGCGGAUUGUAACUCUUACUAUUGAUUUCAAUGAACAAGGAAAUCUAGUGCAAGGAGGCUCAGAACUUUGUAUUUCCUUAUCUCAAAAUGCCUACAAGUCUACCAGAAUCCAAGUCAUCUUUUAAAAUUAGGUGUGAUGGUCUGAAUUUGAAACCCUGCCUCAGAAAUUCCUAAGUUUCUGUAAGGGGAUGUGUGGCUGCUGCAGAAUUAAAUCCAGCAAGCUCAUACAGCCCUGGAUUAUUUUAAGAUCGAGCUAAUGAGACAAUACAAGAACUUAGUUAUGUUGUUUGUUGAACAAGCCUUUAAAACCAGGCAAGAUUGGCACCAUAUAAGAUAAUAGCAAAGUUUCCUACCCAUCUGAGUGCUGAUGUUUUUGUGCAGAGUAUGAAGCCAUUGUUCUCCAAUGGCUUAAUAGUGGGAAAAAAUAUGCACUUUUGGACCUAUGUAAUUAUUAUUUCUUACACAUCUUCCUUACACUUUGAAGAAAAAAAAAAAGACAUUUCCUGAGGAUAGCAUUUAAUGUCAGUCACCAGCAACCACUGAUGUCUCCAAGACUAGCAAUUCAAACUCUGCAGAAAUAAACCAAACAGCUCUGUCACAGAAACACUUAAAAUAGUUUUUUCUCUAAUUUUAAACCAAUGAAAGCCUUAUAUCAGUGUGAGUUUGGGUCAUCCCAAUGGGAACAUAUUCAUCUGCACUCUACAAUUAUGCAUCAGACAACCAAAGCAAAUACAUAACAAGUCACAUAAACUGACAAAAAACUAAAUCACAAAAACUGCUUUUUUUCAAACUUGUUUAGAAAUGGUUUGCACCUUCAUAUAUUUGUUUUGGCCCUGAAAUGUAUGCAAUAACAAUAUUCCAUUUUAAACCCACUCUAGUCAAGAAAGGAACUGUUAAUGUAUCACAGUGACGACUGAGCAAUUACCUCUUGGUUAAUCCCAAAUUUAUGGUAAUGAGUUUGUAAAAAAUAUUGUCCAAAAUAAUUUCUAAAUAAUAGUCACAACACAGCUGGCCAUAAGUUCAGCUGUGCUUAUUCUCCAUUCUGUAUUUGAUCCCUCACUGUUAUUUGAAUUUCUCUGUUAAUCCCCAGCUCAAUGGUGGCUGAAGGAUCUAGUGUGCACAGUUUGAAGAAUCAAUUUAUAAGGUGAUAUAACUUGCUAAUUUCUGCAUUUUUGGCUUAUGACUAUAAAUGCUACAUGGGGAAUUUUUUUCCUGCAUAAAAACAUUUCUGUGCUUGUUCUUUCUAUUGAAGUUUAUGUCAUCUUGUUCAUAAAAUGACUCUCAUGUCAAAAAGCCUGCUGGCUUUAGUUAAUUUUUCUUCCAUUAAAAUUGCUUCCAAACUUCAUUAGAG
Pyrgilauda ruficollis (rufous-necked snowfinch) is the source of this 2930-nucleotide messenger RNA. Its product is annotated as heat shock factor protein 5-like. The transcript is spliced from 4 exons. The record is from RefSeq and is a predicted model, not a curated record. Gene Ontology annotation, biological process: regulation of DNA-templated transcription. The coding region runs from base 1 to 993 and encodes 330 amino acids. NCBI's taxonomy places the organism in Eukaryota, Metazoa, Chordata, Aves, Passeriformes, Passeridae. Gene Ontology annotation, molecular function: DNA-binding transcription factor activity; sequence-specific DNA binding.